This is a messenger RNA of Lonchura striata (white-rumped munia), 2088 nucleotides long. RefSeq names its product pygopus family PHD finger 1 (gene PYGO1). Gene Ontology annotation, biological process: kidney development; spermatid nucleus differentiation. The record is from RefSeq and is a predicted model, not a curated record. Lineage: Eukaryota; Metazoa; Chordata; Aves; Passeriformes; Estrildidae.
GCGGAGGGGGCGGGGUGCGGGCCGGCGGCGGCGGCGGCAGCAGCAUCAAAGAGCCCCGAUUCUUGCCGCCCUGGGAGCCAUGCGCUGCUGUCUGUAAUGUCAGCGGAACAGGAGAAGGACCCCAUCGCGCUGAAGAGAUCCCGAGGUGGUGACACUGGAUUGGAUGGGUUAGGAGGACCAGGAGUUCAGCUUGGAAGCCCUGAUAAGAAAAAGCGCAAAGCAAAUACACAGGGGUCAUCAUUUCCUCCUCCAUCUGAAUAUGCUCCACCACCGAACCCAAGCUCUGACCACCUUGUAGCUGCAAAUCCAUUUGAUGACAACUAUAAUACUGUGUCUUAUAAACCACUUCCUUCAGGAAAUCCAUAUUUUAGUAAUCCUGGUUAUCCUGGUUUUGGAGGCUAUAACACUUUCAGAAUGCCACCUCACAUGCUGCCCAGAGUGUCCUCACCAUAUGGUGGUUCUUACUCCCUCAGAAACCAACCACAUCCUCUUCCUCAAAACCCUGUUGGCAUGGGUUUUAGUCGACCCCACUCUUUCAGCUUUGGUCCACAUGAUAAUCCAGGUUUUGGGAAUCAACCACCUUAUGGCAGUGGUCAGAUAAAUCAAAAUGUCAAUAUGUCUGCUCAGCAUUUCAGACCAAAUCCUGGGGAGAACUUUGGCCAUUCUGGUCAGAUACCUCACCCUGAUGUGCCAGCUAACUUUGGUCCUGGAAACAAUCCAAAUUUUCCAAAUUCUCAGCUAGAGUCAAACCAUUCUUUUGUUCCUCCACCAAAUACUUACAACCAGACAAAAUCAUCAGCACAAAAGCAAGACUUUAGUCAAGGUGCAAGCAAAGCAUCCAGCCAGAACACUGCUGCUCAUCAGCAUCAUCACAGGACAGAGGACGUUGUGAGUCAAGGUAACAGUGACCUGAAAAAUGUUACUCGAAACAAUGUGGUAAAUCAGGAUAACAGCCAUUCUAACAGUGCUGAUAACACCAAUGCUGGCCACUCAAAUGGGACUCAGAGCAAGGCCCGCCAGCCUCGAGGUACUGCUGAAGGAUGCAACUCUGAAAAGAGCAGCAAAACAGCCCUCCAUCCCAGUCGUCAUGGACACUCAUCCUCUGAACCCGUCUACCCGUGUGGAAUUUGUACACACGAAGUCAAUGAUGACCAGGAUGCCAUCCUGUGUGAAGCCUCCUGUCAGAAAUGGUUCCAUCGGAUCUGUACAGGCAUGACAGAGUCAGCCUAUGGCCUUCUCACGGCAGAGGCAUCGGCGGUGUGGGGCUGUGACACUUGCAUGGCUGACAAGGAUGUGCAGCUAAUGCGCACGAGAGAGACUGCAGGACCACCUGCACUGAACACAGAAGGCUGACAGCCUGAAUGGGUGCUAGUGGAGCAAAUACUUGCAAUGAAAAUUCGGUUACAAAUUGGGUACUUCACUUUCUGCAGACAAUCACUUGUGUUUGAUUGCUGUCAUCUUUUUCCCCCUAAUCUGUAUUCAUUCAUAAACUUCCAUCUCAGAUUUUGUACUCUUAGUUUUAUGCGUGCAAAUGUUUUACAGGAUGGAAUAUUUUUUGUUUCUGAUUAAACUGUAACUGACAAUUGAUCGGAAGUAGGAUGAGCAUUGACAAUAUUAUUGAAGGAAAAAAUGUGCCUGUAUGAAUAGCCCUAAUUUGCUAGUGUGUAUUAAUGUGUUAACUAACACUAGCAUUUAGUGCUUAGUUUUAAUGGUACUAUAUUUGCAAGUACUCAUGACUUUGUUUUUUUCUUUUGGCGUGAAUGUCUGUUAUUGAUAUUCUUACUAGCCUUUCUUUGAAUAUAGUAGACAUGACAUGGAGGAAUGUGCAGUACUAAUAGUUGUUAUUUUAGGGUAAAUACAGAGAAUGUGCUUUUUCCUAUUUUUGAAGUAAAGCAUUAAUGUGCUAUUCAAAAAUCAUGAAUUCAUGCUUAGUAACACAAUGAAACCUGCUAACUAUUACACAUUUCUGUUUCCUAGAAAAGGCAAUAAUCUCUUGACUUCUCAGCAAUUACAUGCUGAAGACUCUUGAUAGGCCUUGCAUUAUUUGGAAAUUGUUGUGAAAUAAGAUUAAAUUGGAAAAAGAACACA